Aspergillus glaucus CBS 516.65 is the source of this 1110-nucleotide messenger RNA. Its product is annotated as Ulp1 protease family protein. NCBI's taxonomy places the organism in Eukaryota, Fungi, Ascomycota, Eurotiomycetes, Eurotiales, Aspergillaceae. Gene Ontology annotation, molecular function: cysteine-type peptidase activity; deNEDDylase activity. Bases 77 to 856 code for a protein of 259 amino acids. The transcript has 7 exons. Gene Ontology annotation, biological process: proteolysis. The record is from RefSeq and is a predicted model, not a curated record.
GCUACGAUAUACGAAUUUAUUGUCCAUACGAUAUACGCCGUUAACGAAGUGAAUCCUUCUGCCUAGAUACUGCGCGAUGAGAGAAGGCGGAUUGGGAAGGUUGCAAAAGAAGAUGAGGGGGAGGUUUGGGGAUAUGUUGAGUCCGGAUGAUGCGUACUUGAGCUACCAUGAUAUUCGGUUGACGCGAGAGGACAUGCAAACGCUCAAGAAUGACUGGCUCACAGAUAAUGUUAUAUCUUUCUGGGAGGAAUACCUCGAACGCGAAUUCCUUGUCCAAUACAACACCUCCAACAUCGUCCUCCUGCGCCCCAGCAUGUCCUUCAUGAUCCUCCAGACUCCGAACCCCCUCUCGUUACGCGAAGCCCUCCCCGACUUCACCCACACAACGCACGUCUUCCUCCCCAUAAACGACUGCCGCAACGUCACCGAAGCCGAAGGCGGGACGCACUGGUCUCUACUCUUGAUUUCGAUCGUCGACGGCGUUGCAUUCCACUACGACUCGCUCCCACCGGGGAAUCACUGGGAAGCGAACACGGCGACAAGAAAGUUUAGUAUCCUCCUCAACCGGCCGUUUCAGUUCGUAGCUCUGCGCGACUCGCCGUUACAAGAGAAUGGGAGUGAUUGCGGGGUGUUUGUGUGUUUGAAUAUGCGGCAUUUGUUGCUGAAACGGUUAUUGCUGGCUAAUGCUAGUGAGAAGGUUAGCAUGAGUUUGGAUGGGAGGAAGGUUGAUGCGCGGGCUGGGAGGAAGGAGAUUGCGAAGAUAAUUGAGGGGUUCAGAAAGGAGGGGGAGAGGAGGCGGUCAUCAAGUCUCAGUCCUCUAGGAAAGAAAUCGCAAAGUCCGCCACGAAUCGAAUGACGAUACACAAUUCCUUUUUAUACGGCGUACACGGAUAGGAGUAUGGAAUAUAACAGAAAAUGCAUCACUCGCCCGGUUGUCUUUCUGUCUGUUUUUGUUGCAUUGAAUGAUUGUUACAUGAUUGAUGCGAAAUGCGAAAUGCGAAAUGCGAAAUGCGAAAUGCGAAGGCUAUGCUUGCGUUUAAUGAGGGAGGGAUGGUUAUGCUUGCAUUGUUGCAUCGUAUUGGAGGUUAUCUAUAUUUUAUUGAUAAAUGU